AUGCAGAGCUCUGCCUUCUCUCUGGUGAGCUUUUCAUCGUUUAUUGUCCUCCUCCUCGGGAUCUCUUUGUAUACCCAAGAGCAGGGGUUAUCCCAGAUUUUCUCAACGCUGUCCCAUCGCGCAGGACUCUCAAGCUGGAACACAUGGUUUCAUCCACAGCGCGCGGGUCCAGAUCCGCCAAGAGAACGACGAAAAGGAUGGAAUAUAUUGUACCAUCUGGGAGGAUAUGGGCCGUGGAUUGAGAAAGUAGAUGGGACUGCUUCUACUAUUGGCCAGGGUGACGCAGUCGCACCGCCUGUAGGGUGUGUAGUUGAUCAGAUACAUGUGAUGUCCCGUCAUACUGAACGUUAUCCGACUAAAUCAGUGGGAGACCGGCAUCUGGACCUUCUGUCCCGGAUCAAAGAAGCGAGCGUUGCCCUGAAUGGCUCCCUUGCAUUUGUCAAUAACUGGACUUAUUUUACAGACGAACCGUCCAAAGACUUGGAUCAAUUGACCACCACAGGACCGUAUGCAGGGACGCUGCAAGCAUUCACGGCAGGCGUUCGGUUUCGGACGAGAUAUGCGAAUCUUUUACCAAAGCGCAAAAUUCGUCUAUGGGCGAGUGAUUCUCAGCGGGUAAUUGACACUGCACGCUACUUUGCCUCGGGACUUUUGGGUUCCAUGUGGGAAAAAGACGGGAUAGCAGAGCUGCAGAUUAUACCGGAGACCUUUGAGCGUCGCGCUGACACGCUCACACCGGGGGAUACAUGUCUCAAAUAUCUCGAGGACACGGAGUUAGGUCAUGAUAAUGGUGCUAACAUGCAAUCACUCUUCCGAGACUCUUAUGCCCCUGAGAUUGCCGACCGUCUGCAAUCGGAAGGCAAUGAGGCUUUGGGGCGCUUAACCAAUCUUGACAUCUUCAGCAUGCAGGAAAUGUGUGGGUUUGAAACAAUAGUGCGUGGGUUCAGCCCUUGGUGCGAUGUAUUCACUGAGGAUGAAUGGGACCACUUCGAGUAUGCGAGGGAUCUGAUACACUACUACCGUGCUGGUCCUGGAAACCCCUAUGCAGGUGCUAUGGGUUGGCUCUGGCUAAACGCUACAGCGGACUUGCUACAGGACGGUCCAGAUGCUGGGACAAUGUUUCUAAGCUUUGUACAUGAUGGUGACAUCGCCCCACUGCUUGUCGCUCUGGACAUCUUAUCCGAUCAGGCUUAUGAUCCUCAUCUACCGACGUCGCACAUCGCUGCAGACCGUGUCUGGCGCACAGCAGCGGUCCUACCCAUGGGUGGCCGGGUCACCUUCGAACGGUUGGUCUGCGGCUCCUCAGCUGAGACUUCCCCAUCGAAUAACGUCUUCGUCCGGGUCAAUAUUAACGAUGGUAUCGUACCUCUUUCAGAAUGCAGUUCUGGCCCUGGCUCGAGUUGUCCCCUCAUGGAGUUUCUGCAUUUCGUGCGCAGGAGGAAGGAGGAGGUCGGCGAUUUCGCUGAAGUCUGCGGUCUGGAUGGGGAUUAUCACUUUGUACCGCCAGAAGAACGAGCGAGAGAUGAAAAAGGAAAUCUCCUCCCCUGGGGUUAUGUCUACAAGGACGAAUCUCGCAAUCCUCGUCGACCGCCAGAAGAGACUGGACCGUUUGGCAAGAGACGCAACGCUCGUUAUGACCACGCUCGGUCGCGCACUCGCACUGGAACCCCUGCAAAAAAGGAAAACCCUAAUGUCGCAGAGUUCAACCGACUCUUCACUCAACAGCAAGAGGAAGAAAGGGCGCACAGUAGCCUGCCGAAGUCAUCAUCUGCGUCAAGCCUUGAAGGAUCGCGAAAACCGAUCGAGAAGGUUGCUACCGAGUGCAUACUCUAUGGAUACCGAAACAAAGAUUCGGAGUGGAAGGUGAUAGACAAAUACGAGCGCAUCUCUCAGGGUCUCAUCUGCGAGGACUACCCGCGCAGCGAUCCUAAUGCUCCGAACACGUUCUCUCAGUUGUUGAGUGGUGGUGACGUUGUCAUUCGGGCCAAUCUUUCUGCGGAUGCUAAUCGCAAAUCGAAGAGAUAUGCCGGAGGUUACCACUGGAUAAAGGUCACCUUUGACUCCACGAUAGCCGCUGACCGCGCGUGCUAUUUUUCGCCGCAAGAAAUCGACGGCCAUCUUGUUUUCUGUGAGCCCUACCAUGGCCAAGGUCCGCUUGAAGAUGCCCCGAUCCCAAAGGGGUCUGCAGCUGCUAGUCGGUCGAAGUCCAAGGCUCAUCACACCCUUACGCCUUCCUAUUCUACAUCCUUCCUACAACACACUGAACCGGAGAGAUCUACCCUCCCACGGUCAUUCACCGUCGGCAAUCUCGCGAACGUGGCCGGUGCGGGGGACGACGAAGGUGAUUCGCAACUGUCCACUGCGACAGCGAGCUCAGCUACGGCCACGGCAAUUGAACAGGUUACAGGUGCUCGUCAACGCCAAAACGUAGAGACGAAGCCUGAGUCCGAAUUCAUGACGCAUCUUCCAAACGUCCGACGCGCGACCCUCCGUCCUAUCACCGAAGCACUACCUCCUCAGCCAACUGUUAGUGAGCGAGUGUUGCGUUCUAUCCCGAUACUGAGCUGGUUUACUGGUGAUAUUGUGGGCGAUGGACCUCAGCUACGCGAAGAUGGAACUUUCGACUAUGAAAAAUCGAAUCUCUAUUGGCGCCUAUGGUACAUGGUCGACAUGAUAUUCGGUACUGAUAUUUGUGGCCUCAAGGAAGAAUCGUGAGAGCCUAGCUGCCUCACCUAUCAUUUCCUGACUGGUCAGCGGCACGGCUUUUCUCGAACAUGGACACUUGGAAGUGUCAUUGAGAUCACAACAGAUUACCCAGUGUUGAUAGACAGCCUUGGCAAGGAAUAUCUGUGUGGAUGUUCCAGAUGCGGUGGACGAGUUCCUAUAGAGGGACUUACAGAUGUCAUCGCAGCUUCAUGGCUUCCACGCUCGGGAGAUUCCAACUGCAGCCAGAACUCUAAGAAUGCACAUUCAUGCGUACAGGAGUUGGGAUUGGCUCGAAAAAUGUGUGCUCUGCAAUUUUCGACGUUCCGUUUGUUGGUGCAUGGUUGCCUCAUCCAAAG
Paecilomyces variotii is the source of this 3062-nucleotide messenger RNA. RefSeq names its product histidine phosphatase superfamily. Bases 1 to 2715 code for a protein of 904 amino acids. Gene Ontology annotation, cellular component: fungal-type cell wall. Gene Ontology annotation, molecular function: acid phosphatase activity. The transcript has 8 exons. The record is from RefSeq and is a predicted model, not a curated record. NCBI's taxonomy places the organism in Eukaryota, Fungi, Ascomycota, Eurotiomycetes, Eurotiales, Thermoascaceae.